CAAAGCCUUCUGUGGUGGCACCCCCGGACAGAGCUUCGUAGCAGCCGUUGACCCUGCAAGAGAAGGCCUCUGCUUUACAUCCUCCCGUUUGCUUCCUAGAGGGACCAAGCUGUGCGUGGUCACAACAGCUCUGUCCUGCCCGUCUGGCAGCCAUGGCAGCUUCUGCAGCCAGAGUGUCCAAACAGCAUGCCGAAUCGGAGGGGCUUGGCUCCAUUUGGAACGCCGUGAAGUACCUGAACCAGGACUUUGAAGCCCUGAGGAAGCAAUGCCUGAAGUCAGGAACUCUGUUUAAGGAUGUGGAAUUUCCGGCAUGCCCUUCGGCUCUAGGGUUUAAGGAUCUGGGACCCUACUCACCGCACACGCGAGGCAUUGUCUGGAAGCGGCCCACGGAGUUAUGCCCCAACCCCCAGUUUAUUGUUGGUGGAGCGACCCGCACAGACAUCCGCCAGGGGGACCUUGGUGACUGCUGGCUCUUGGCAGCCAUCGCCUCCCUCACCCUGAAUGAAGAGCUGCUAUAUAGGGUGGUGCCCAGGAACCAGAGCUUCCAGAAGGACUAUGCAGGAAUCUUCCACUUCCAGUUCUGGCAGUAUGGAGAAUGGGUGGAUGUUGUCAUUGAUGACAGACUCCCCACCAGAAAUGGAAAUUUGCUUUUCCUGCACUCAGAAGAAGGCAGCGAGUUCUGGAGUGCCCUGCUGGAGAAGGCUUAUGCCAAGCUCAAUGGAUCAUAUGAAGCUCUCACAGGAGGGUCCACAGUGGAGGGGUUUGAGGAUUUCACAGGUGGCAUCUCAGAGUUUUAUGAGCUGAAGAAGGCUCCCUCCAAUCUGUAUCAGAUCAUCCAGAAGGCCUUGCGCUCUGGAUCCCUGCUCGGCUGCUCCAUCGAUGUCAGCAGUGCAGCAGAAACAGAAGCAGUCACCAGCCUGAAGCUGGUGAAGGGGCAUGCUUACUCCGUCACUGGGGCUGAAGAGGUCCGGCACCAUGGCCGCCCAGAGAAGCUGAUCAGACUCCGCAAUCCGUGGGGUGAAGUGGAGUGGACCGGAGCCUGGAGUGACAAAGCUCCAGAAUGGAAUUUCAUUGACCCCAAGCAGAAGGAGGAGCUGGACAAGCAGAUGGAAGAUGGAGAAUUUUGGAUGUCUUUUACAGAUUUUCAGCGACAAUUCUCUCGGCUGGAGAUCUGCAACUUGUCCCCCGACUCCCUGUCCUGUGAGGAGGUGCACAAGUGGGGCUUGACCUUGUUCAAUGGCCGCUGGAUCCGGGGCUCCACGGCUGGAGGCUGCCAGAACUACCCAGCCACGUAUUGGACCAAUCCCCAGUUCAAAAUCUGUCUGGAUGAGGCAGAUGACGACCACAGAAGGAGUGUGGGUGACCCCUGCUGCACUGUGCUGCUGGGCCUGAUGCAGAAAAACCGCAGAAGGCAGAAGAGGAAGGGCCAAGGGUUGCUCAGGAUCGGCUACUCGAUCUACCAGCUGGAGAACCACUCCGACAGGCACCUGGGGCAGGAUUUCUUCCUGGGCCGCCGCCCCUCAGCAAGCUCGGACUCCUAUGUCAAUCUGCGGGAAGUCUCCGGCCGUGUGCAGCUGCCCCAGGGAGAGUACCUGGUGGUACCCUCCACUUUGGAGCCAUUUAAGGAUGGAGAGUUCUGCCUGAGAGUGUUCUCAGAGAAGAAAGCCAAGUCUCUGGAAAUUGGAGAUGUGGUGGUAGGAAACCCACAUGAGCCUCAUCCUCAUGAUGCAGACAAGGAAGAGGAAAAGUUCAAGAGCCUGUUUGAGAAGCUGGCUGGGGAGGACUCCAGGAUCCAGGUCCAUGAGCUCCGGGAUAUUUUGAAUGAGACUUUUUCCAAACGAGCUGACUUAAAAUUUGAUGGAUUCAGUCUCAACACCUGUAGGGAAAUGAUCAGCCUUUUGGAUAGUGAUGGUUUGGGUGAUUUGGGACUCCUUGAAUUCAAGACACUCUGGCUCAAGAUUUUGAAGUACCAGGAAAUCUUUUUGGAAGUGGACACCAACCACUCAGGGACCAUCAGCGCCCAUGAGAUGCGGACGGUCAGGGACAUAUUCUUCAGGAUGAGGAUUGACUCUCCUCGGGGUUUGGGCUUUACCCUCAGCAACAAGGUGCAGGAGGUCAUCACCGUGCGUUAUGCCUGUAUUGAUCUCAGCAUGGACUUUGACAGCUUCGUGGCCUGUUUGAUCCGCCUGGAGACACUCUUCAAAAUGUUCAAACUUCUGGACAAGGACCAGAGAGGAGUCAUCCAGCUCUCUUUGGCUGAGUGGCUGUUCUGCGCUCUAGUCUGAAUCAUCGUUUUGGAUGUCUUUGGAGCUCCCUGCCUGUCCGUGCCCUCUCUCUUCCCACUUGUAUUUGAAUUUUAGAUGCAAAUCAUGCUAAAUGGGUGUUCUUUCGGAACCCGUGUCUGCAAGGAUUCUUUACCUUUCCGUUCAGGUGGUCUGAUAGCAGACUCUGUUCUGAUUGAAUGGAAUUGCCUGAAUUCAAGCCAGUGAAUCAAUGUGGUUAGAAGAGUAAACUAAACAGAAAUUAAAUGGAUCUUGCCAUCGUCUUA
Ornithorhynchus anatinus (platypus) is the source of this 2548-nucleotide messenger RNA. RefSeq names its product calpain 8 (gene CAPN8). The transcript is spliced from 21 exons. The record is from RefSeq and is a predicted model, not a curated record. Gene Ontology annotation, cellular component: cytoplasm. Gene Ontology annotation, molecular function: calcium ion binding; calcium-dependent cysteine-type endopeptidase activity. NCBI's taxonomy places the organism in Eukaryota, Metazoa, Chordata, Mammalia, Monotremata, Ornithorhynchidae. Bases 153 to 2285 code for a protein of 710 amino acids. Gene Ontology annotation, biological process: proteolysis.